CGACAAUUCUGGGAACUCUAACAAAAGGCUUCUGUGGGCCUUCGAUCUCAAAGACACUUACUGGCGCCAAGGUCACCCUCUCAAUGGAGAUGAUGUCGGAGCUUAUCAUGAAGUCACUCCCAUUCUCAACAGUCGGAAAAAUGAAUGUACCUUUGCAGCUUUUCACGAAGCCACUACUCUUCCAGAUGCCAUUCGAACCAAGGAGAGAAGAGCGAAAGACUGUGGUUGUUUUCAAUUGGCUCCAAGUUGACACCAAAUGUCCAUCACAAAGCCUCACCAAGACAUGUAGGAACACUAGGAGUCCCUCAGUCUGGCUUCUGCUCCUUACCAGACGUCGAGCUAGCUAUUGCCUUCGUGAGAAGGCUGGCGGACAUUGACAACCAAGCCACAGCACGGCAUCUUAUCAACUGACGUUCGAAUUCGAUCUCAAACACAAGAUGCACCCACCUCCCAAGCUAAA
This is a messenger RNA of Mytilinidion resinicola, 460 nucleotides long. RefSeq lists its product as uncharacterized. NCBI's taxonomy places the organism in Eukaryota, Fungi, Ascomycota, Dothideomycetes, Mytilinidiales, Mytilinidiaceae. The coding region runs from base 84 to 377 and encodes 97 amino acids. The record is from RefSeq and is a predicted model, not a curated record. The transcript has a single exon.